AUGUCCUACAGAUAUUCUGCCAAAGUCAAAGUGCCUCCGGGCUUGAGGACUCUUUUGGAAGGCCUCGGUCGGUCAGUGGUGGAAAGACGGCCAGAUUCCAUCUCACAGUUUGCUACAUUUUACUUCGUAGAGCUAUUGCACUUCAGGACAGGUACACAUGUUUGUUGAGAAUAACUCAUUUUUUAAAAACAAAUGUCAUGAAAUAUGUUGAGAAAACUGAAGUAACAGGUUUCAUUGCUAUGUUGUGUACAGAAAAUCCAACUCUUGCCAUCAACGACCUUGUGAGAGAAUUCAAUGCAACUAAAGGUAGGCCUAACUAGAUAAUAUAUCAUAAUGAUAAGGCCAUGCCCAAGUAUCAAAACAGGUACCAGAAGAGUAGCCUACUGUAGUAAAGAUGGAAAGUCCAUGGCAGCACAAAUCAUUAAUCAUGUGACUAUUACAAAUCUCCUGGUUUUGUAAAUUCAAAGUCAAUCAAAUACCGUUACCCUUAUAUUUAUUUUUCUCUUAUAGUGCCUAAGUUCUCAAGUCAUGGCAUUGGAGCUGUGAUUGCUCCGCUGGCAGUUCAGAAUGAAAGUGCCACAGCAGUCUCUCCUGGUGGUCAAUAUGUCCAAACAUUUGGAAUUUACCCUCCGGCCGGGAUUUUCCCAACUCUUCCCAGUAUUCCAGGAGUGGAGGAGCAGGAUGCUGAGCAGCCCUGGGUCCACAGCCAGGACAUUCUGUACACUGUCACAAUGUUGCCUGGUCUAUCAGGCUCAGAAGAAGCUGCAGAAGCAACCUCCCUGGCAAGCCAAUACCUCAAUGACUCUGGCCUCCAGAGAAGUCUGCAGGCAGUUACCUCUAACGUGUCCCCUCACCCCAUCUCAACAGAGCAGGCCGAAGAUGUAGUCGUCUUCUGCAGGAAAUCCAUCAAUGACUGCAUGACGGCUACCUGUGAUAUCAACUCUGCUGCUCCAGACCAGUGCCGGCGAACCAAGUCAGCUUUCUUCGAGAGGGUCCCACUGAGUGAGAUCUAUCACAUAUCUAAUGCUGUUCUGAUUAGGACACCUUCUGUGCCCUGCGAGUACAUGAUUGUGGUGCAGUCAGAUAAGGUCCCAAAGACCAUAGUGUUUCAGAGAGUCUCAUCAGUCAGUAAGAAAAUGAGGAAUGCUCAAACAGCAGCAGCUUGUGGUGACGCCACUGGUGCCCCAGGUAACACCCAGCCUGAAAGCACACCCUGUUUCACGCCGCCUACAGCCCCAUCGCAGGUGGUCAAAGAUCAGCCAGCCACCCAAUUGGUCACGCCCCUAGUGCUGACUGAGGACACAGCUUUCUGGUGA
Molecule: messenger RNA, 1316 nt
Organism: Coregonus sp. 'balchen'
Lineage: Eukaryota; Metazoa; Chordata; Actinopteri; Salmoniformes; Salmonidae
Source: the annotation of a GenBank genome assembly